GCUGGAUGAGGGAGAGACAGAGAAGGUGGAGUGCAGGCUACAGACAGCUCUGACACAGCGGGGUCCAGGGCUCUGCUACUUCUCGGCCCGGCGGCUGACUCUAACGGUCCGUGUGCCUCCUCACGAGGUGACCCGCAACCUGGACUACAGAGCAGGGGGAGCAGAGAGGACACAGGAAUGAAAGAGGAAUAAAAGGAGACAGCCAAAGGGUACGAAAAAAAAAGGGAGCGACGUCGCAAACGAGCCACCAAGGAGGAGACAGACCCCGGCCAGACGAGCACGGAUACAGGGAGGCAAAGAGGAGGAGGAGGACUCACAAGGGAAGAACGGCUGAUACAGAAGAGGAGAGAAGAGCUAUUAUCACCAGGCAGGCAUGGCAGAUGCAGAGCUGGACUUCCAGACAGGUGAUGCCGGGGCAUCCGCCACCUACCCCAUGCAGUGCUCUGCUCUGCGUAAAAAUGGCUUUGUUGUGCUGAAAGGCCGACCCUGCAAGAUCGUUGAGAUGUCCACCUCCAAGACUGGCAAGCACGGCCACGCUAAGGUUCACCUGGUCGGGAUCGACAUCUUCUCUGGAAAGAAAUAUGAAGACAUCUGUCCCUCCACCCACAACAUGGACGUCCCCAACAUCAAGAGAAUGGAUUACCAGCUGAUUGGGAUCCAAGAUGGCUACCUGUCCCUGCUCCAGGACAGCGGGGAGGUGAGAGAGGACCUGAAGAUUCCCGAGGGAGACCUGGGCAAAGAGAUAGAGAGCAAGCACGAAGCCGGAGAGGAGAUCCUGAUCACUGUUCUAAAUGCAAUGGAUGAAGAAGCUGCAAUUGGCAUCAAAGCCUUGGGUAAAUAAGCCACUGCAGGUAAAUACAGAGCCACAGCUGUAUCGACACGCAGCUGUCCUCUCACCCCCCCCCAACUACCGCCUGACCCCAGCCUGCCUGAAGAGGAGUGCGUGCUCGCGUGUGUGCGUGUGUGUGUGUGUGUGUGUGCUAUGUAAAAUUAUGUAUGCGUGCGUAUGUUUGGGUGUUACACCACAAGCCACAAGCAUGUGCCAUGCCAGUGCAAGUGCGUGUGAUGUCAUGUACAUGUACAGUUUCCUGUUCAUCAUUGGACCAAGGGGAAGGCAACUCCAGUCGACGAGAUCUGACGCCGAGAUUUGAUGCUUAGAUUUUUACCUCUGGUCAGUAGGCGGUUUGUUGAUUAUUAGCAAGGGGACGGGCUCCAGCUGCUCCACCCCUUCACCCCACCCUCAGCGCCAUUUCACUGGAGUUGUAUGAUUGCAUGUGAGCUACAAAUUGAUUGACUGAUAGAAAAGAUUUAAUUUCUGUGCCUUCAGUUCCAUUUUUGCUGACCUCUCCGGUUUAAUUGGAACCUGCCAUGUGAAAUGACUUUUCUCUGAUGCCCCCAAUUCUCCAACUUGUCUCUCUUCUCCGACAGAUUUAAUUGGCUAAGUAGUAUCACGCGAGAUCAUUUAACGCAAGCAACACAACACAAGGUCUGUGAGUUUCCUGGUCGCUAAACAAGUGCUACAAAUGCAUCACGUGUCGAAAUAGAAAUUUAAUUAUCUCUAAUAAAUCAUCAGUUAGGGGGCGGCACGGUGGUGUGGUGCUUAGCACUCUCGCCUCACAGCAAGAGGGUUGCCGGUUCGAUCCCGGGCGUGGGAGCCCUUCUGUGCGGAGUUUGCAUGUUCUCCCCGUGUCAGGGGUUCUCUCCGGGCACUCCGGCUUCCUCCCACAGUCCAAAGACGUGCAGAUUGGGGACUAGGUUAGUUGAUAACUCUGAAUUGUCCAUAGGUGUGAAUGUGAGCGUGAAUGGUUGUUUGUCUCUGGCGACCUGUCAAGGGUGUACCCUGCCUCUCGCCCGAUGUAGCUGGGAUAGGCUCCAGCCCCCCCGCGACCCUCAAGAGGAUGAAGCAGUUAGAAGAUGAAUGAAUGAAUGAAAUCAUCAGUUAUAGGUCUGGGUCCGAACCAGACCCCUAGGAAAGCCAAUCAGCCUUGCAGCAAUGUUUCUCUAGUGGUCACUCGUGGUAUUGCAGCCCAAAAACUAUUUUCCCCAUAGACCACCAUUACAAAAGACACAUCUUUAAAACUAUUAAUAGGACACCUCGAACUACACACAAGGGCAAUUACGAAUCUUUCUAUUCUGAAUUUUUGAGCCAUGGUGGUUUCAUAUUUGUAAAACUACCCUGGAGACGAGAAAAACGAUUUAAAAAUCUGUGAUGUCAUCAUAAUGUAAAAUCCAUGAGCCAAGAAAUACCACUGCACAUAUUCAGUGGGCCACAUAUUCCAGAAGUAAACCCGGAAGCUAGAAAACUUUUUUGGCGUACGUGCCAGGUGAGCAACUCCAUUGGAAUGAAUAGGCGCCAUCUUGGCAUCCGAUAUCUAAACAAAUCCACGGUCCAAACCCAGGGUCACCAAAUCGCCUACUGCCUUUGGUAUAUAGAAACAAUGACAACAUAAUUUAAAAUGAUAUGCAUAUCCACUCUACUGGAAACAUCCAUGUUUUUCCACAUUACUGCAUAACAUUUUUUUGUGUGUAUAUAUUUGUUUAAACUGGACAUAUUUCUAAUUGAUGAAAUGUAACUAAUUUGAGGAGUGUACUGACGCCUGUAAGAAGAGCUACUGUGGAUUUGCCUACCCCUUCAUGUACUUCCUGUCUUAUGUUAACACUAUUACGAGCAUGUGUAUCAUUUAUACGUAGCACUAUCAAAUAUAAAUGAAAGCUUAUGGUUCAUAUUGUAUUUUUGAGGCAAAGUUGUAUGGGGGUUUUUUUUGUUUUGUUUUCAGUGGGUUGCACUUCAUUUUACAGCCUGAUCUAGCCAGUUGCUUCCUGUAAAGAAACAGCUCGUAGCAUUGUUGUAAUUGUUGGGUCAAACUGUUUCAUGCACUUUCUUUCCCGCACUCUUCUCUCCUGCAAACUGUGGGCUGUAGAAUAAAGUGUCCAAAUUGUCGGUUGUGCAAUGUUCCCUCUGCAGAGGCUAGUUAAAACACUGUCUCAUUAAAAAAGAAUAUUUCUCA
Messenger RNA from Epinephelus fuscoguttatus (brown-marbled grouper), 3008 nucleotides. RefSeq names its product eukaryotic translation initiation factor 5A-1. The transcript is spliced from 5 exons. NCBI's taxonomy places the organism in Eukaryota, Metazoa, Chordata, Actinopteri, Perciformes, Serranidae. The record is from RefSeq and is a predicted model, not a curated record. Gene Ontology annotation, molecular function: translation elongation factor activity; ribosome binding; RNA binding. Gene Ontology annotation, biological process: positive regulation of translational termination; positive regulation of translational elongation. Bases 374 to 841 code for a protein of 155 amino acids.